CCCCCUGCCCUCCCCAUCGCCUCUCGCGCGGUCUGGAUCUGGGGUUUCCCUCUGCCUCUCGGGUUGAUCCGGGGGGAAGGAGCGCGGGGGGCUGGUGGGUGGGCAGGGGCCGAGGGGGUUGGGGAUCCUAGGGCUGGCGCGGGUGUAGGCGUCGACCUUGCUGGUGCCGCUGCUCCUCGUGCUGGGUUCCGAUUGCUGCUGGCUGUGGCUCUGUGACCGAGGCCUCGGUGGGGAGCGAUUGGCUACUGUGCGCUGGUGGAGUGGGGAAAGGAAAUGUUGCGAGAACUGAUGCGACAAUAAAGCUUCCUGGAUGGACGGAUGCGAUUGCAUCGAGCCACUAUGGCCAACGGACGAUCUGCUCGUCAAGUAUCAGUACAUCUCGGACUUCUUCAUAGCCCUCGCGUAUUUCUCGAUCCCGUUGGAGCUCAUCUACUUCGUGAAGAAGUCGUCCUUCUUCCCGUACAGAUGGGUCUUGAUCCAGUUUGGUGCGUUUAUAGUUCUCUGUGGAGCGACCCAUCUUAUAAACCUGUGGACUUUCACCACGCACACCAAGACUGUUGCUAUAGUCAUGACCAUAGCAAAGGUUUCUACGGCCGUUGUUUCCUGUGCAACAGCUCUGAUGCUUGUUCAUAUUAUCCCCGACUUGUUAAGUGUGAAAACAAGGGAGUUGUUCCUGAAGAAUAAAGCUGAAGAGCUUGAUAGGGAGAUGGGAUUGAUAAGGACGCAGGAGGAGACCGGCAGACAUGUUAGGAUGCUUACCCAUGAAAUCAGAAGUACACUUGAUAGGCAUACAAUUUUGAAGACUACUCUUGUUGAGCUAGGAAGGACCUUGGGUCUGGAAGAAUGUGCGUUGUGGAUGCCAUCUAGAAGUGGUUCAAGCCUUCAACUUUCACAUACAUUGCGCCACCAGAUUACUGUGGGGUCAUCUGUACCAAUUAAUCUUCCUGUCGUCAAUCAAGUGUUCAGUAGCAACCGAGCAAUCAUUAUACCCCACACAUCUCCUUUGGCACGGAUUCGACCACUUGCAGGGCGAUAUGUUCCGCCAGAAGUGGCUGCCGUGCGCGUACCUCUUCUGCAUCUUUCAAACUUCCAAAUAAAUGAUUGGCCAGAGCUUUCAGCAAAAAGCUUUGCAAUCAUGGUUUUGAUGCUUCCAUCUGACAGUGCAAGGAAAUGGCAUGUGCAUGAAUUGGAGCUUGUUGAGGUCGUUGCUGAUCAGGUAGCAGUUGCACUAUCUCAUGCGGCUAUUCUUGAAGAGUCCAUGCGAGCACGUGAUUUACUAAUGGAGCAGAAUGUUGCCCUGGAUUUAGCUAGAAGAGAAGCUGAGAUGGCCAUCCGUGCUCGCAAUGAUUUCCUAGCUGUUAUGAAUCACGAAAUGAGAACACCCAUGAAUGCAAUAAUAGCCCUUUCCUCCUUGCUUUUAGAAACUGAGCUUACUCCUGAGCAGCGGUUAAUGGUGGAAACUGUACUGAAAAGCAGCAAUCUGUUAGCAACACUCAUUAAUGACGUGCUGGAUCUUUCCAAACUCGAAGAUGGAAGCCUUGAAUUGGAAAUUAAAGCAUUCAAUCUCCAUGCUGUUUUCAAAGAAGUGAUGAGUUUCAUCAAACCAAUUGCAUCUAUCAAGAGGCUAUCUGUAUCAGUUAUGUUGGCACCAGAUUUGCCGUUAAGUGCCAUUGGUGAUGAAAAGAGGCUCAUGCAAACUAUUCUGAACAUAUCUGGCAAUGCUGUUAAAUUUACCAAGGAGGGACACAUCACCCUUGUAGCUUCCAUUGUGAAGGCUGACUCUUUGAGAGAGUUUAGAACCCCAGAAUUUCAUCCGGCUGCAAGUGAUGACCACUUCUAUUUGAAAGUUCAGGUAAAAGAUACAGGCUGUGGUAUUAGUCCUCAGGAUCUACCUCAUGUAUUUACAAAGUUUGCUCAUCCUCAAAGUGGAGGAAACCGAGGGUUCAAUGGUAGUGGUCUUGGCCUUGCUAUAUGCAAGAGGUUUGUUAGUCUCAUGGGAGGGCACAUCUGGAUCGACAGCGAAGGAACAGGAAGAGGUUGCACCGCGACGUUCAUCAUCAAGCUCGGCGUGUGCGACAACACGAACACCUACCAGCAACAGCUGAUCCCUCUAGUCUGGCCAGGCAGUGCAGACUCCGAUUCGUCUGGUCUAAAAGCGCUCCCCGAUGGGAAAGGAUCCACCUCCCUGAAAUCUCGGUACCAAAGAAGCGUAUGAGCUUACUGUAAAUGAUUGACGGCGUAGUGCCAAGUAGGGGGACCGAUUAGUUCCACCUUCUAAUUUUGUUUGUAACCCUGUCAUAGCAGGCAUAUAAUGUACAAAUAAUGUAAAGCAAAUGGGGACUGCGGCUGUGUACCUGGGUGGCAACGCUGACUUGCUGCAUUGAGUAGUUUAUCCUGCCAGCGGAUUGAAUUGCUUGUUCUGGGGUGCGCGCGCCCGUGUGCGGCCCCCGUAGCUCAUUGCUUGCUCUGUUGUAAUCUCAUUAUAUAUCCAUCGUGUAAGAUGAAAUUUAUUGCAAAGAAAUGCACGGGUAACAAGCUGUUUUGGGCGCUA
Messenger RNA from Panicum hallii, 2551 nucleotides. Its product is annotated as probable ethylene response sensor 1. Gene Ontology annotation, biological process: signal transduction; phosphorylation. Gene Ontology annotation, molecular function: ethylene binding; protein binding; phosphorelay sensor kinase activity. The transcript is spliced from 6 exons. Lineage: Eukaryota; Viridiplantae; Streptophyta; Magnoliopsida; Poales; Poaceae. Gene Ontology annotation, cellular component: endoplasmic reticulum. Bases 311 to 2215 code for a protein of 634 amino acids. The record is from RefSeq and is a predicted model, not a curated record.